Molecule: messenger RNA, 1693 nt
Organism: Striga asiatica
Lineage: Eukaryota; Viridiplantae; Streptophyta; Magnoliopsida; Lamiales; Orobanchaceae
Source: the annotation of a GenBank genome assembly
CUUGUAUUUCUAACUUGAAUUUUAAUUCGCGUAAUAUUUUAUUUUAAUUUUUAACAUUCCUCUUCUUUUUAACCUUUCUUUAUUCUUCUCGUUUUCUGUUUUUUUUUCUUCGCUCUGAUCACUUACUGGUUUGCUCGUGUUUAAUCUGAGAUGAAUCGAACAACUGUUUCAAUUUGCGUCACACUAAUUUUAGGGUUUGAGAUUUCAUUUGAAGUAACAUUAGCUACUGCGAAGUGUGAAGAUCUAACGUAAUUUUUCAGCAAUCUUCAGGGGCAAUUUCGGUAGUUCACGAAUGUCCGGUGCAUCUGAAUCAGCGGCGGCCAUGGCUAACCGCGACAUUUUCGGCGUAUCUCCGACCGCCCUUCAGAAUCCGGCAACAACUGUAAACGCGGACGCUUCUCAGCCUCAGAUGGAACAUCACAUGGCAAUUUCCUACAAUUCGGACAACGGUGUACCGCAAGUGGGGCCGCCGCCGCAUUACCAACCUAUCCUCGCCGGCGCCACCGCGACCUAUCACCAGGUGAACAUGAAUUCCGGGGAGCAGAAACGGAAGAGGGGGCGGCCGAAGAGGUAUGGCCCCGACGGAGGUAUGUCUGUCUCCACAGCUCCGCCACAACAGCAGCAGCAGACUUUCUCCCCGCUGCCGCCGGCGGCGGAGGUGCCUCCUCGGGCGGAGAUCCCUCCAUCCGGCUUGGCCUCACCCACCGUCAAGAAGGCCAGGGGCAGACCUCGUGGUUCGCAAAAUAAAAAGAGGAAAAGUGAUUUCACGGAAGCUUCAGGUUCAGCUGGUAUUGGAUUGUUACCCCAAAUAGUCAAUGUGAAUGCAGGAGAGGACAUCUCUUCGAAAAUAUUAGCUGUUUCGCAAAAUGGCCCCAGUGCUGUUUGUGUUCUCUCGGCAAGUGGGGCAAUAUCGCACGUUACACUUCGUCAGGCUGCCACAUCUGGUGGAACAGCGACCUACGAGGGUCGAUUUGAUAUUUUGUCGCUGUCUGGCUCGUUUAUGCUACACGAAGUUGGUGGCCAAAGGAGUCGAACGGGUGGCUUAAGCGUCGCUUUAUCCGGCCCAGAUGGCCGGGUGUUGGGCGGCUCUGUGGCUGGUCUAUUGGUGGCAGCAUCCCCGUCACAGGUUGUAGUAGGAUGCUUUGAGCCAGAUGGUCAGAAAGAAUCUGGACAAAAUCACACGAUGCAACCAAUGGUUAACCAUGGUGGUGCUGUGGGUCCCAACAGCUCACCUUCAAGAGGGAGUCCGAGUGAGUCCUCUGGUGGGCCCGCCAGCCCUCUAAAUAUGAGCUCGGGUGCAUGCAUCGACCUCCCAGAUGGCAUGCCGUGGAAAUGAAAUAAUGCCCUCAUAGUUAGGACCCUGUAACAUUUGUACUUUCUGUAAUAUGGGGAGCUUUUUUUUUUUCAGAAUAAAUCAGCCUCACUUCUUGAGUCGAGUCUUAUGGGAUAUUCUUUAAUAGUUAACUGAGUUUACUUUGCUUUGUAUUGCUGCGACUGUAGUCUUGCAGGUAAUAGUGAUUAGUUAUUGUUAGAAAAUCAGUAAACUAAAAUUGGGUUUGGCUAGAUUUUGACUGAUUUUUUAUAGCUAAAUAUUUAAUUUGUGUUAAAUUAAAUUGUGUAAAAAAAUAAUACAUCUUGAGUACUCGUGAUAUAUUUAUUUUCUAAAUAUUGAUUUUUGGUGAGUAAGAAUAAA